Drosophila innubila is the source of this 2200-nucleotide messenger RNA. RefSeq lists its product as uncharacterized. The record is from RefSeq and is a predicted model, not a curated record. NCBI's taxonomy places the organism in Eukaryota, Metazoa, Arthropoda, Insecta, Diptera, Drosophilidae.
UUGUGUAGAUAUUCAAUUUCUGGUGGAAAUGUAUUCAACGGUUUUCAUCUAUACUCCUCCAUCUGAAUCCAGCCAAGGGGGUAAGGGCUGCGACUGCUGGCGGCCAGAUAAGAUCGAUUGUCGGGACACGAAGAGGGAGAGUCAGGAGUAUGUUGAUUUGGACUUGGAUGACAUUGCCAACAGUGUGAUGCACGUGAUGCGCAUCUGUCGACUGCAUGCCUGGGAGGUGAAGCGCACCAGGGAUGCGAUCAAGCGAUCCUUCAGGCACUACGAGGAGAUACGCUACAGAAUUGAUCGUGUGCCGAGGAAGCGAUUCAACAAGGAGAACUUCCUGCAUGAUGUGGCCGUAGAGGCGGGCAUGGUACGCAUGGACGGACAACUGGCCUACGGCAUUGUGAAGCGUGCCUUCCGGGCCUAUUACCACGGCACGGGCGAGGGGGGCAGACGGGUGGAGUCGUUCGCCAAGCAGAUGCGGCAUCGAGCCGAGUGCCUUUGGCUGCAUGCCGCCAAGCGGACGGCGAUGAUCUUUGCGGUCUAUGCGGGUCUCAUGUACACGGAGCAAAUGCAAUAUGAGCAGUGCAUCGAGUGUAUCUACUUGAGUCUGUUCAAGGAGCUGGAGUCUCGCUUCAAAUUCGAGACAUCCGAGCCGCGUGUCUGUCAGUGUAAGCCGGAAGAUAAUAAUCGAGUGGAGAGCGUGUGGGAUGCGUUGUCCGGCACCACAAUGAUGAGUGCAACCACCAAUAUAACCACCGAACUGUUCUUCAACAAGCACACAUUCGAGGUCAGCAAUCCGACCUCAGCGGUAUCCAUUAAACUGAACUACACGGUGGUAUCCAUGGAGCACACGGCCCCCCGCUCCGAGGAGCAGGUGCAGCCCAAGGCGCCACUUACUAAGUCCUCCAAUUACACUUUAAAGUCCGCCUCCAUAUCGAACAUAUCAAAGAAGUCCAAGAAGAAGAAGCCAAAGUCCAGGAAGAAGAAGAAGAAGAAGCGAGACACCAAAUGCAACUGUCCAAGUCUGCAGUGCAUCGAGGAGCGACCACCGCCGGUUAUCACCGCCGAGUGCAGUCAAGGACCCUAUGUCUGCCGCUGGAUACCCUACGAGGAGACCUUCCCCGCCCACUGUGUGCCCUGCCCGCCCAUGGAGGACAUCUGUCCGCCGUGCGACCAUGACCCACGACCCUGCGACCGUGAGUGCACCUGCACCUGUGACGUCUGCACCUGUCCGCCCGCCGACGAGUUCGUGGAGGAGGAGCAUGUCGAGAAGCUCUCGGGAUCCGGCUUGGAGGAUCGCGACACAGACUUCUGCUGGCUGGCGCCAUUCCGUGACGGGCCUAGGGUUGAGAGGGCAUUGGAAUCAUCCGAGGAUGAGGAAGAACUGGGCAAUGAAGAGGAGCCCUUCCAAUGCCGCUGCACCUGUGAAUAUAAGCAGCGUGCUUUUCCACAUCUCUUUACCUAUCUGGCGCCAUUCAAGCCAGAGCCAAAGGCUCCAGAGGAGGAAGUACCUGUUGAGGAACCAGCCAAACCCAGAAAGCCGCCUUGUGGCAUCUCUUGGGAAACCUAUCAGUGCUGGAUGGAGCCUAUCAAAGUAGAAGACGAGGACUCGGAGCCGCUCUGUAGAACUUGCCCUCAUAUCACAGCGUUAGACGCUGCCCUAAAUCCCCGUGAGCUUCCCAAAGAGGAAAGCAUGGACGUGGAUGUCGAUGUGGAAAACCAACACUUUCCAUCAAAUGGAAAUACCUCUGGCAAGGAGCAAAGACGUAGUAAGGCGGGAAAGUCCUCGAAUGCCGACUCACAUCUGAAGGAAGCACCUUUUUAAAAAUUCUCUGACAACUCUAAAGCCCAGGGUAAGGAGGGUCAAUCAAGCAGUGCCCAGACAUCCAAGUUGCCUGAACCAAAGCAAAAAACUCCUCCAGCCGCUGCAGCAGAAGCUUCUGCUCCUGACAGUGCUCAAAGACCAAGUGACGACCAUUUAACCAAGGAAGAUAUCGCAAAGAUGUUGGGUUUAAGCAAGUAGACAAUAAAAAUGUUAAUAGGUGAAAACUCUAAAAUAUCAUUGCAGAAUGUGUAACAUAUAUUUGAAAAAAUAUAUAAUAGAGUGUCUAAUUUUUGGGUUAUCCUCGAAUUUUGGAUAGGUUUGCAAUUUGAAAUUUUAUAAGUAGCCAUUCUUAGUGGAGUUAAAAUAUCCUUGUCUUCAAUU